AUAUGGGGAGGGAGAUUAUUAUGGGAUGUCUGGCCCCUGAUCUCUUUGUGUCUAUGCAAAGGGUGUAAGUGGCAGAAGGAGAAACUGCGACGUUGUGUGCAUCCUACAGCUGAGGAAAAAAAAAUAUCUGGAUAUACUUUCACUACUUACUCAUUAGAAACAGGAAGAUCACACUUUGCAUUUAAGUGUUGAUGAGAAGGAGCCAAAGCAACGUGGGGACAUAUUUUAUUGCAUUAUUUUUUAUAUUUUUUGAAAAAAGGAACAGGUCAAGUUGUGAAGGCACCAGAGGAGGUGAAAAUCGGCAUACAAGUGUUCACGAUCCCCUCUGGCUGGUGUAAUCAACAAUAUGUCCGGCAGUGAGGACGAUAGAGACGAUUUUGAACAUCGGUCUGUGAUGCAAGAAGAGGACGACCUCGAAGAGGAGUUGUCAGAGAAUGAUGCCCCAAAGGUGAAAAAGAAGAAGAAAGCCAAAAAAAGUAGCCGCGAGAGCAAAGGCAGCAAGAGAAAUCGCUCCCGCAGAGAGGAAAUUGGCAUCAGUUCUCCAGAACCAGGUGAAGGCCCAGAUCUGGACGAUGGUGAGGAGGACCGCUCGGAAAGUGAAGGUAGUGACUACACACCAGGCAGAAAAAAGAAGAAGAGAGCCAGCACAGCGAAGGAUAAGAAGCGAAACAGUUCUGCCGCAGAGAGAAACUCUGCUGCCUCCAAACGGAGGGAACCGGAGGAAGAGGAAGACGAGGAUGAUGACGAUUCUGAACCAAAAAGUUCCUCUCAGCUUUUGGAUACCUGGGGAAUGGAGGACAUCGACCAUAUUUUCACCGAGGAAGAUUAUAGGACUCUGACCAACUAUAAAGCCUUCAGCCAGUUUGUCAGGCCUCUGAUCGCAGCCAAGAACCCCAAAAUUGCGGUUUCCAAGAUGAUGAUGGUUCUGGGAGCGAAGUGGCGGGAGUUCAGCACUAACAAUCCUCUGCGGGGCUCUGCUACAUCUCUGGUGGCCGCUGCCUCUGUCGAAACGCCACCGGAAACUCCAACCUCUGCAUCCGCAGCUCAGAUCAGCCCCGAGUCCACGCCAGCAGCUCCCGUUCGCAAGGCCAAGACAAAAGAGGGCAAGGGUCCCAAUGCACGCAAGAAGUCCAAACCAGCUCCUAAACCCCAGGAGAAGAAGGUCAAAACCAAAAAGGUGGCUCCCUUGAAGAUCAAACUAGGAGGCUUCAACAGCAAGAGGAAACGCUCAUCUAGUGAAGAGGAUGAUGUUGAUGUGGACAGUGACUUUGACGACGGCAGUAUUAACAGCGUGUCUGUUUCAAAUGGAUCGAAUAGUCGUAGCAGUCGCAGCAGCGCCAAAAAGAAGCCCAAAAAGAAGACGAAAAAGGCAGAUGAAGAUGGUGAUGGCUAUGAGACAGAUCAUCAGGAUUACUGUGAGGUCUGCCAGCAGGGAGGUGAGAUCAUUCUCUGUGACACCUGUCCACGGGCCUAUCACAUGGUCUGCUUGGACCCCGACAUGGAGAAGGCCCCUGAGGGUACCUGGAGCUGCCCACACUGCGAGAAGAUGGGCAUCCAGUGGGAGGCUCGUGAAGACGCGUCUGAGGGCGAGGAGGAUAAUGAGGCAGGAGGAGAGGCCGAAGAAGACGACCAUCACAUGGAGUUCUGCAGAGUCUGUAAGGAUGGCGGAGAGCUGCUGUGCUGCGACUCAUGCCCUUCGUCAUACCACAUCCACUGCCUGAACCCACCGCUGCCCGAGAUCCCCAACGGAGAGUGGAUCUGCCCUCGCUGCACUUGUCCCUCUAUGAAAGGUAAAGUGCAGAAGAUUCUGACGUGGCGCUGGACUGAACCUCCACCGCCGACCCCUGUCCCACGUCCCUCUGACCUGCCAACUGAUGCUCCUGACCCCACACCUCUGGCUGGACGUCCUGAGAGAGAGUUCUUCGUUAAAUGGCAGAAUAUGUCCUACUGGCACUGCUCCUGGGUUACUGAGCUGCAGCUGGAGAUUCACUGUCAGGUGAUGUUCAGAAACUACCAGCGCAAGAACGACAUGGACGAACCUCCCCCCAUAGACUUCGGAGGUGAAGGAGAAGAGGAGAAGAGCGACAAGAGAAAGAAAAAAGACCCCACAUACGCACGGAUGGAGGAGAAGUACUACCGCUUCGGCAUCAAGAUGGAGUGGAUGGUCAUUCAUCGAAUCCUGAACCACAGUGUGGAUAAGAAGAACAACUGUCACUACCUCAUCAAAUGGAGGGACUUAACAUAUGAUCAAGCCACAUGGGAGUUGGAGGAUAUGGAUUUACCAGACUAUGACACGUAUAAACUGCAGUACUGGAACCACAGGGAGCUGAUGAUGGGUGAUGAAGGUAAACCAGGAAAGAAGAUCAAGAUCAAAGGGAAGAUGCGCAAACUGGACCGACCUCCAGAGAAUCCUGUCGUGGAUCCCACCAUUAAGUUUGAGCGUCAGCCGGAUUAUCUGGACACCACAGGCGGAACGCUGCACCCAUAUCAGCUUGAAGGGCUCAACUGGCUGCGCUUCUCUUGGGCUCAGGGAACCGACACCAUCCUAGCAGACGAGAUGGGGCUGGGAAAGACUGUGCAGACUGCUGUGUUCCUCUAUUCACUGUAUAAAGAGGGUCAUUCUAAAGGCCCGUUCCUGGUCAGUGCACCGCUGUCCACCAUCAUCAACUGGGAGAGAGAGUUUGAGAUGUGGGCUCCGGACAUGUACGUAGUCACAUAUGUGGGCGACAAAGACAGCAGGGCCGUCAUCAGAGAAAACGAGUUCUCCUUCGAAAACAACGCCAUCCGUGGUGGCAAGAAACCCUCCAAGAUGAAGAAAGAAGCCUCCGUCAAGUUUCACGUGCUGUUGACCUCCUAUGAGUUGAUCACUAUUGACACAGCCGUUCUGGGCUCCAUCGACUGGGCCUGUCUGGUUGUUGAUGAGGCCCACAGACUGAAGAAUAACCAGUCGAAGUUUUUCAGGAUACUGAACAACUACCCGCUGCAGCAUAAGCUGUUGUUGACAGGAACACCACUGCAAAACAACCUAGAAGAGCUUUUCCAUCUGCUCAACUUCCUCACGCCGGAGAGAUUCAGUAAUCUUGAGGGUUUCUUGGAGGAGUUUGCGGACAUCGCCAAGGAAGACCAGAUCAAAAAGCUUCAUGACAUGCUGGGACCACACAUGCUCAGGAGACUCAAAGCCGACGUGUUCAAGCACAUGCCUUCAAAAACAGAGCUGAUUGUGCGCGUGGAGCUCAGCCCCAUGCAGAAGAAAUAUUACAAGUUCAUCCUAACCCGAAACUUCGAGGCUCUGAACACUCGUGGUGGAGGAAAUCAGGUUUCUCUGCUGAAUGUGGUCAUGGACUUGAAGAAGUGCUGUAACCAUCCUUAUCUAUUCCCUGCUGCUGCUAUGGAAGCUGCCAAAAUGCCCAAUGGGAUGUAUGAGGGUGGUGGCCUGACUAAAUCUUCUGGAAAACUGCUGCUACUGCAGAAGAUGCUGCGCAAGCUGAAGGAGGGUGGACACAGGGUGCUCAUCUUCUCUCAGAUGACCAAAAUGUUGGACCUGCUGGAGGAUUUCCUGGAGAAUGAGGGCUACAAAUAUGAACGUAUUGAUGGAGGAAUCACAGGAGGCAUGAGGCAGGAAGCCAUUGACCGCUUUAACGCUCCUGGUGCUCCUCAGUUUGUUUUCCUGCUCUCGACCAGAGCUGGUGGUUUGGGUAUCAAUCUGGCAACCGCAGACACCGUCGUCAUCUACGAUUCAGACUGGAACCCUCACAAUGACAUUCAGGCCUUCAGCAGAGCUCACAGGAUUGGUCAAAACAAGAAGGUGAUGAUCUACCGCUUUGUAACCAAAGCUUCUGUAGAAGAGCGAAUUACUCAGGUGGCCAAGAAGAAGAUGAUGUUGACUCACUUGGUUGUGCGUCCUGGAUUGGGCUCAAAGACUGGUUCGAUGUCUAAACAGGAGCUCGAUGACAUUCUUAAAUUCGGUACAGAGGAGCUAUUUAAGGACGAGGGAGAAGGAGAGAACAAAGAAGGACAAGAGGACAGCAGUGUGAUUCACUAUGAUGACAAAGCCAUCGAUCGCCUGCUGGAUCGUAAUCAGGAUGCGACCGACGACACGGAGCUCCAGAGCAUGAACGAGUAUCUCAGCUCCUUUAAAGUGGCGCAGUAUGUGGUCAAGGAUGAGGAAGAGGCGGAGGAGGAAGUUCAGAGGGAAAUCAUCAAGCAGGAGGAAAGUGUGGAUCCAGAUUACUGGGAGAAACUCCUCCGACACCAUUAUGAGCAGCAGCAGGAGGAUUUGGCUCGUAAUCUGGGCAAGGGCAAGCGAAUCCGCAAACAGGUCAACUACAACGACGGCUCUCAGGAGGACAGAGAUUGGCAGGACGAUCAAUCUGACGGCCAAUCAGACUAUUCGGUUGCCUCAGAGGAAGGAGACGAGGACUUUGACGAGCGAUCAGAAGCCAAUUCACGGCGACCCAACAGGAAAGGCCUCAGAAACGACAAAGACAAACCACUGCCCCCCCUGCUGGCCAGAGUGAGCGGCAACAUAGAGGUGUUGGGUUUCAAUGCUCGUCAAAGGAAGGCUUUCCUGAAUGCUGUGAUGCGUUAUGGCAUGCCACCUCAGGACGCCUUCACGACACAGUGGCUGGUCAGAGACCUGCGAGGCAAAUCAGAGAGAGAGUUUAAGGCUUAUGUCUCUCUCUUUAUGCGGCACUUGUGUGAACCUGGCGCAGAUGGUGCUGAAAGCUUUGCAGAUGGUGUUCCUCGAGAGGGACUUUCACGGCAGCACGUCCUCACGCGCAUCGGUGUGAUGUCGCUCAUCCGAAAGAAGGUGCAAGAGUUUGAGCAUGUGAACGGUCAGUGGUCGAUGCCCUGGAUGAUGGAGCUGAGCGAGAAUAAGACCACGUCCACCGCCGGCAGCCAUCCAGACUCUCCCAGCAAAACCCCCACUACUGGCACUCCAUCAGACACCCAGCCUAACACACCUGCUCCAGACGGUGUUCCCAAAGCAGAAGAUGCUGGUAAAGAUGCUGAUAAAGAAAAGGUGAAAAAUGGAGACGGAGAGAAGGAGGCCAAUGAAAACAAAAACAGUGAAGUCAUUGCUGUUCCGGAUGAAGAUGGCCGAGCUGCUUCUGCGUCUGAGGAGAAAGAGAAAGGCAAAGAGGAGAAGGAGAAGACGCCUGAAUCCUCCUCGGAGGCAGAAAAGGCUGAUGGGAAGCAGGAAGAGAAGGAAGAAGAAAACGCCAAGUCGGGAGACUCUGAGGAGAAAACUGAUGAUACAGACAAACCCAAAGGAUCUGAGGCCGACAAGGAGACUUCAGACGCCAAAGGAGAAAAGAAGGAUGAUGAGCCUGAGAAGAUGGACACAACUCCUGUUACAGAUGAGAAGAAAGGUCAGAAGGAUGAGAAAGAUUCUGGUAAAACAGAAGAAGCGGGAAAACUGCCUAAUGGAGAAAGUGCCAAAGACAGCGCAGCGGGAGCAGGAAUUGAGGAGAGGAAGAAAGCCAAAACACGGUUCAUGUUCAACAUUGCAGAUGGAGGAUUCACCGAAUUGCACUCCCUGUGGCAGAAUGAGGAACGAGCUGCUACAGUCACUAAGAAAACCAAUGAGAUCUGGCAUCGUCGUCAUGACUACUGGCUCCUCGCAGGCAUCAUCCAACACGGGUACGCUCGCUGGCAAGACAUUCAGAAUGACGUCCGGUUCGCCAUUCUUAACGAACCCUUCAAAGGAGAGAUCAACAGAGGAAACUUCCUGGAGAUCAAAAACAAGUUUCUUGCCCGGAGGUUCAAGUUGCUCGAGCAGGCUCUGGUGAUUGAAGAACAGCUGCGCAGAGCUGCGUAUCUGAACAUGACUGAAGACCCGUCUCACCCCUCCAUGGCUCUCAACACACGCUUCAGUGAAGUGGAGUGUCUGGCCGAGUCCCACCAGCACCUGAGCAAAGAGUCCAUGUCUGGAAACAAACCUGCCAACGCCGUCCUACAUAAAGUACUGAAGCAGCUGGAGGAGUUGCUAAGUGACAUGAAAGCCGAUGUCACUCGUCUCCCGGCAACCAUCGCCAGGAUACCGCCUGUUGCAGUGAGGCUGCAGAUGUCUGAAAGAAACAUUCUCAGCCGUUUGGCCAGCAGAGGACCAGACACACAGAGUCAGCAGGUGCAGCAGUAGCCUAUCAGACUGCAGUCCUGAGCGCCGCACACCACGUCUACAUUCCUGAUUGCACAUGAUCUUCUCGUCUUAGCUUGAAUCCACAGCCUCGUACUGUCCGCUCAACCCUCACGGCUGUGGGUCUCCAAGCUGUCGUUUUUUUUUUUUUAUUAUUUUAAUUAUUAUUUUCCUAAUUAAUAUUGUUUACAUAAUAUUGUUGUUGAUGGUUUUUGGGACCUCAAUAAAAAUGUUCAAUAAAAAGGUUUCUUUUCCUUUUAA
Messenger RNA from Danio rerio (zebrafish), 6400 nucleotides. Lineage: Eukaryota; Metazoa; Chordata; Actinopteri; Cypriniformes; Danionidae. The record is from RefSeq and is a predicted model, not a curated record.